AUGGCCAGUACGUUACCGUCGUACUUCAAAAAUCUGUCCCUGCUGAGUGCUCAAGCCAAAAGAGCCACAGCCAGCGCCAGUGCCCAGAACACCAGUACCAGCAGUCAAGCACCUGGAAUUGACGUCCAGCAGCUGCUGACAAUGCACACCGCAACUCAGCAACAAACACAGCAGUUGCUGUCAGCCAUUGGGAAGCACACCAGCACGGUUGGCCAGCUGGCGGCCAACUCGGCACAGCCUGCACAGAGUGCUCAUGGAUCUGUGAAAUUGCCCGUGCUCACAAUCAGGAAGUUUGAUGGUGACAUACUUCAUUUCACUGAGUUCAUUGACAUGUUUCAAUCUGCGAUCGGUACAAAUCAAAGCCUGUCUGCCGUACAGAAACUGUCGUAUUUGAGAAGUCAUUUGACAGGCAUGGCCCUGGAUGUUAUUGCCGGUAUUCCCACCACCGAUUCAAAUUACCCCGUGGCGUUAGGAUUAUUGAAGGAUCGCUUUGGCAAGAAGGAUGCCAUCAUCGCAGCCCGAUACCGCGCAAUUACCGAAAUGCCAGUGCCAUCAAAUAAACCUCACAUGUUGCGGAGAUUUUACAACGAGGUGGAGGCUAAUUUGCGCUGUUUGCAAGCGGAAGGUCAAAGUGUGCAACAGGAACUGCUGAUUCCUGUCAUCACUUCCAAGUUACCAAAGUGCGUCAUCGUACAACUUGAGACACAGAAACCCCACAAUCAGAGUUGGACUGUUGAUGAGCUGCGGAAACAGCUGGGAAUCUACCUGGAGGUCCGUGAAUCGGCCGAGCGACUGGCAGGAGACACAGCCAGCAAACCAGAGAGCACUCUGCCACGACCACCGCCUGUUUCCGCACAGCCUCAUGCUGCCUACUCCCAACCUCCGGCCACGGCAGCCACGUUAGUUAGCUCUGUGCGGCGCGCCACUCCGAGAUGCUUCUUCUGCAAGUUGCAACACUUCUCGGACACCUGCCCAACGUUCAACACGGUUUCUACCAGACAGCAGCAGCUACAAGACCACUGCUUUGUAUGCUUACGGAAGGGACAUUGGGCAAAGGACUGUACUGCUAGAAGACCCUGCUAUCACUGCAAUCUGUUGACCCAUCACCGUGCCCUGUGCCCUCAGAAAUUUGGCUCAUCACCAGUGUCAGCUGCCGCAAGUACCUUCUAUCCUACUCAGCAGCAGCAAGGGCCACAGAAACAUACUACCGCUACGGUGCACGUCCAGUCCAAAGGUGUGAAUCUCCCAACCGCCAUCGCAACUGUCGCCGGGCAAGGCAACAUCUCAGACUGCCGACUGUUGUUUGACACCGGCUCAACUCGCACAUUUAUUCAUGAAUCGUUAGCUGCCUCUGUCAACGCAGCUGUUGUCGGUGAAGACGUGUUGUCCAUCGCUAGUUUUGGAUCUGCGUCCCGGCGAACGGUCACCCUGCCGAGAGUGGAGUUUUCCCUCCUAUGUCGAGAUGGAUCAGCCUUGCCCGUAACCGCCAAUGUUAUGCCGUGGAUUUGUUGUCCUGUUGUCAAAUCCCCAAUCGACAUCGGCCAGUACCCUGAAGUCAAGAACAUCCAACUAGCUGACACCAUUGUCACCAAGCGUGAGGAGGUAGAAAUUGACCUCCUUAUCGGCACGGAUUUCUACUUCUCCAUCAUGGGUAACGGUCACAUCCAACUCAACAACGGCCUGGUCUUGCUGAACUCCAAAUUGGGAUUUGUCCCAGCAGGCCCUACUGACACAGAGACAGAUGACACUGCGGGCCACAUAAUGCUCACAGAUGCUACCACCUUGCCAGACCCAGUAUUUGAUCUCCAACGUUUCUGGCGACUUGAAGAUAUUGGUAUCACCGAUGACAUCAGUGAUCCGCAGACAGCGGACGACAUUGCCCUGGAACACUUUCGCAGCUCCUUGCAACUGAUCAACGGCCGAUAUAAUGGUAUCUUGGCCAUGGAAAGAUAG
Messenger RNA from Sycon ciliatum, 1953 nucleotides. RefSeq lists its product as uncharacterized. The record is from RefSeq and is a predicted model, not a curated record. Bases 1 to 1953 code for a protein of 650 amino acids. NCBI's taxonomy places the organism in Eukaryota, Metazoa, Porifera, Calcarea, Leucosolenida, Sycettidae. The transcript has a single exon. Gene Ontology annotation, molecular function: nucleic acid binding; zinc ion binding.